Molecule: messenger RNA, 2767 nt
Organism: Actinia tenebrosa (Australian red waratah sea anemone)
Lineage: Eukaryota; Metazoa; Cnidaria; Anthozoa; Actiniaria; Actiniidae
Product: E3 ubiquitin-protein ligase TRIM71-like
Source: RefSeq, a predicted model, not a curated record
AUGGAAUACAUGAAGGAACUGAUAGAAAAAGGAACUCAAACUGACGUUAUUCAUGUCAAAGACUUGGAAUACAAUGAUAACAUUCUCGAAGAUGAUGAACUUAUUGAGAAAAUUCAAGAUUUAGAAGCAACAUUUGAUUUUAACAAGGAACUGAUGAAACAAGUGAAUUCUGGUCUKGGAACCUUGAGCAAAAUUAAAACASAUCACAAGAUGAGCACCGCUGAAGUUGAAGGURAACUUGAAGCACUAGAGAUAUGUAAGCUGAUCAUAUCGACGAAAAGCAAAACUGGAARAMYCACUSRUYAUMUAASWGAUGUUAUUGAUGUUAAAAUCAGCCCUGRARARAAUGUGGAAAUAAAAGAAAACUAURYRAGRAMUGAUGGUAAASUAGAAGUGGAGUUCAURCCUAAAGUAGUUGGUCAACUGACAGCAGAGGUUCAAGUGAAUGGGAACCAUGUAUCUAACAGUCCACUUAGGAUUGACAUAACCAAAGAGUUUAAGAUGAAAGGUAUAGAGACAAAAUCUUCAGAUUUUAUAGGAAUAGCUGUAAAUAAAGAAAACACUAGGAUCGCUGUUGCAGAUCAGUCUUCACACUGUGUUCAUGUAUUCAACACUAAUGGAGAUCGCUUACUGACCUAUACAAGCCUUCGUUCCCCUCAAGGUAUUUCAUUUCUGAAUGAAACAGAUUUAGUUAUAGCAGAUUACAAUAAUCAUAGAAUAUGUAUAGUGAACACUACAACAGGGGCAUUGAUAAAGACCUUUGGUAGGAAAGGAAAAGGAAAUGGUCAAUUUCUUUAUCCGCAAGGAGUACACGUUGAUGUCGAUGGGAACAUCAUUGUUUGUGAUCUUGGUAAUCAUCGUGUUCAAGUCUUCACAAGAGACGGUGACUAUCAAUAUCACUUUGGUUUGUACGACUCAACGUUUGAGAAGGACAAUUKUGGCCCUGUGAGUGCUGUAACAUACGAUGGACGUUUUUACGUCAGUGACUAUACGAAAAAUGUAAUCUUUGUAUUUGGGAAGGUGUAUGGCGUAUUGACUAGAAUAUCGACAAUUGGUGGUAAAGGCAGUGCUGAUGGUCAGCUGAGUAAACCAUGGGGCCUGGCUAUUGAUAAUGACCAUCAUCUACUGGUCUGUGAUCGUGGUAAUAACCGCAUCCAAAAGUUCACGUUAUAUGGUCGUUUGGUUGGCAAGASUUGUAGAUGCACUUCACCCAAGUAUCUUACGGUUUUAAACGAUGGCUUGUUACUAGUUACUUCAAACAAGAGGAAAGUGAUGUAUGCUGACUGUAAAUGUCUUGUUGACCGUCGUAGCGACAUGCAGAAGAUGAACAGCGUUGAAGUUGAAGGUGAACUUGAAGCACUAAAGAAAACAAAGCUGGUCGUGUUCACGAAUGCUCCAAUACUCGAUGAAAAUCAUAGCAAUAUUGAUGUGAAAAUUGUSCCUAAAGAGAAUGUGAACAUAGAAAAAACAAAUACAAAAAUUGAURGUAAAAUAGAAGUGGAGUUCACGCCUAAAGUAGCUGGUCAACUGACAGCAGAGGUUCAAGUGAAUGGGAAUCGUGUAUCUAACAGUCCACUAGUGAUGAAUGUCAAGCCACAGAACUUUAGAAUUACCAGAGAGUUUAAGAUAAAAGGUAUAAAGCCAGGGGGUUUAUCCCUAAAAGGCAUAGCAGUGAGYAAAGAUAAUAGUAGAAUCGCUGUCGCAGAUGACUGCUCUCACACUGUACAUGUAUUCAACGUCAGUGGAGAUCUCUUAUUCAAAUACAUCAAGUUCUACCGUCCCCAGGGUUUGACCUUCUUAAAUCGAACAGACCUAGUCAUAGCAGAUAACAAUAAUYAUAGAAUAGCUAUAGCGAACUCUACAACAGGGAAAAUAUUAACAACCUUUGGUAGCCUAGGCAACGGUGAUGGAGAGUUACGUCAUCCACACGGAGUACACGUUGAUGACGAUGGUAACAUCAUUGUGUGUGAUUAUGGUAAUCAUCGUGUUCAAGUCUUCACAASAGACGGUGACUAUCAAUAUCWGUUUGGWUUAUCGRAGCCAUACAKCUUUUAUCCAGUUAGCGCGGUAACACAUGAUGGACGGUUUUACGUCAGUGAUUCGGUUAACUGCGUUAUUCAUGUGUUCGAGAGCAAUGGUAAAGUACCGACUAGAAUAUUGACGAUUGGUGAAAAGGGCAAUGGUGAUGCCCAGCUCACAAGAGUAUGGGGCAUUGCUAUUGAUAAUGACCAUCAUCUACUSGUCUGUGAUCGUGGUAAUAACCRCAUYCAAAAGUUCACACUGGAUGGUCGKUUGGUUGSCAARACAAGUUACAGCGAUGAACUUAAAGAACCAGUCUAUGUAAUAGUUCUUGAAGAUGGUCAGUACUUGGUUACUUGCUAUCACGGUGGCGUCUUUUACAUAGAGGUUUCUUGAGUUUCUAACGGUCCAUACACCGAAUCGAAUUAUGGCGACCAAUUGGAAUAAGCCACUGACUAGCGAGUGAUUUACCUCUCAUACAUGUGAAAACACGAGGCUAGUCAGUCGCUAGUCAGUGCAGAACAAUAGUUAUUCCAAUUGGUCGCCAUAUUUCGAUUCGGUGUAUACGACUUCAUUUAUUUUCUACGAACCUGCCGAAACCGUCCAACAAGAAAGGACAUCGUAAAAAUAACGAGGAGACGGUAUCAUCACAUCACAUCAUGUYAUAGUAUUGAAAAAAGACCUUUUUGGGUUGGACUUAUGGUUUGCUCAUUUCAGACCAAGUGCCAUUACCUUGAGUAUUAUUCCU